Molecule: messenger RNA, 16981 nt
Organism: Lagopus muta (rock ptarmigan)
Lineage: Eukaryota; Metazoa; Chordata; Aves; Galliformes; Phasianidae
Gene: DMD
Product: dystrophin
Exons: 78
Coding region: 296-11413 (3705 amino acids)
Biological process (GO): synaptic signaling
Cellular component (GO): plasma membrane
Molecular function (GO): protein binding; zinc ion binding
Source: RefSeq, a predicted model, not a curated record
UUUGAAACAUGUAGGGGCCUCCAAAGAGCAGGGCACGAGUUACGGUGCCGGCUGGGUGGCAGCGAGGAUCCCCGGCUCGCCCUGCCAGGCGCGGACCCUGCUGGCUGCAUCCCACCGAGGCUCCCGCUGUGUGCUGCCCUGCGAACUUGCCGGGGUUUAGGUGGGAACACACACGGCUGUCAAUCUGCAGGGACGAGCCUCAUUCGAAAGCGACUGAAGCAGCAAAGUGGGAGUAUACUUUGCCAAGAAGCGUUUUACUGUUGUUUUCUUUUCCUCUGUUUUGUGGAGAGAUUUCAUGUCUGCUCACGUGCUUUGGUAUGAGGAAGUGGAAGAUGAUUAUGAACGGGAAGAUGUUCAAAAGAAAACAUUCACAAAAUGGAUAAAUGCACAGUUUGCUAAGUGUGGAAGACGUUGCAUUGAAGAUCUUUUUAAUGAUUUUCGAGAUGGACGAAAACUUCUGGAGCUCCUGGAAUGCCUUACAGGCCAAAAAAUUGCAAAAGAAAAGGGCUCCACAAAAGUUCAUGCUCUGAACAAUGUCAACAAAGCACUGCAGAUUUUGCAGAGAAAUAAUGUUGAUUUGGUAAAUAUUGGGAGCUCAGACAUUGUGGAUGGCAAUCAUAAACUGACUCUUGGUUUGAUCUGGAAUAUAAUCCUCCACUGGCAGGUCAAAGAUGUAAUGAAAAACAUCAUGGCUGGACUGCAGCAGACAAACAGUGAAAAGAUUCUGCUGAGCUGGGUCCGUCAAUCAACUCGUAAUUACCCACAGGUCAAUGUUAUCAAUUUCACCAGUAGCUGGUCUGAUGGAUUGGCUUUCAAUGCACUCCUUCACAGUCACAGGCCAGACCUGUUUGAUUGGAAUGCUGUUGCUUCUCAGCAGUCACCUGUGAAACGAUUAGACCAUGCAUUUAACAUAGCCAGGCAACACCUGGGCAUAGAGAAGCUCCUUGAUCCUGAAGACGUUGCAACUGCCUGUCCAGAUAAGAAGUCCAUCUUAAUGUACGUGACUUCCCUCUUCCAAGUUCUGCCACAGCAAGUCACUAUGGAGGCCAUCAGGGAGGUGGAAAUGCUGCCUCGGCACUCAAGGGUCACUAGAGAAGAGCACACACAAGUACAUCAACAGCAUUUUUCACAAGAGAUCACAGUCAAUAUACCCCCGAGACCUUCACCUUCUCCUAAACCACGGUUCAAAAGUUAUGCAUAUGCACAAACUGCGUAUGUCAUACCCCCUGACCAAAAAAGGAGGCAGGUUCCUCCACAGUUUUUAGAAACUGUUGAAAAAAGAACAUAUACCACCACAGUGAUGAGGUCCGAAAUGGAUCUUGACAGCUACCAAACUGCUUUAGAAGAAGUACUCACGUGGCUUCUCUCUGCUGAAGAUGCAUUACAAGCACAAGGGGAUAUAUCCAGUGAUGUAGAAGUUGUUAAAGAACAGUUUCAUACCCAUGAGGGUUUCAUGAUGGAAUUAACAGCUCACCAAGGCCGUGUUGGUAACGUUUUGCAAGUUGGAAGUCAACUUUUAACAAUUGGAAGGCUUUCAGAUGAUGAAGAAAACGAAAUUCAAGAACAAAUGAAUCUACUCAAUUCUCGAUGGGAAAGUCUCAGGGUUGCAAGUAUGGAAAAACAAAGCAAUUUACAUAAAAUCCUAAUGGAUCUCCAGAAUCAGCAACUAGCCCAGUUAGCUGACUGGCUAACGAAAACAGAGGAAAGGACAAAGAAGAUAGAUUCAGAGCCCUUAGGACCAGAUCUAGAGGACUUAAAGCGUCAAGUAGAAGAACAUAAGGCAUUUCAAGAUGAUUUGGAACAGGAACAAGUGAAGGUGAACUCUCUAACCCAUAUGGUGGUGGUGGUGGAUGAAAACAGUGGAGACAAAGCGACGGCUGCACUGGAAGAGCAGCUUCAGCACUUUGGAAGCCGGUGGGCAGCCAUCUGCAGAUGGACAGAAGAUCGAUGGGUCCUUUUGCAAGAUAUUCUUAGAAAAUGGCAACACUUUGCAGAAGAGCAGUGCCUUUUUGAUGCGUGGCUUACUGAGAAAGAAGAUGCACUUAGCAAAAUCCAGACAAGCGACUUCAAAGAUGAAAAUGAGAUGCUGACUAGUCUACGCAAAUUAGCUAUCCUAAAAGGAGAUAUAGAAAUGAAAAGACAAAUGAUGAGUAAGCUGAAGUCACUCAGCAAAGACCUCCAUGUAGCUGUGAAAAAUAAAGCAGUCGCUCAGAAGCUGGAAAGCCGACUUGAAAACUUUGCCCAGCGCUGGGAUAGCCUUGUGCAGAAGUUGGAGAGCAAUUCUAAGCAGGUUUCGCAGGCUGUCACUUCCACUCAGACAUCACUAACACAGACUACUGUAAUGGAAACUGUCACUAUGGUGACCACAAGGGAACAAAUCCUGGUUAAGCAUGCUAAAGAGGAGCUCCCACCACCACCUCCUCACAAAAAGAGGCAACUCCUUGUGGAUUCGGAAAUUAGGAAGAGGUUUGACUCGGAUACAACAGAACUCCAUAGCUGGAUGACACGCUCAGAAGCAAUACUCCAGAGUCCUGAAUUUGCAAUAUAUCGAAAGGAAGGAAAUCUCUCAGAUCUCAGAGAAAGAGUCAAUGCCAUCCAGCGAGAAAAGCCUGAGAAGUACAGAAAGCUGCAAGAUGCCAGCAGAUCAGCUGAGGCCCUGGUGGAACAGAUGGUGAAUGAGGGUCUGAAUGCUGACAACAUUAGACAAGCCUCAGAGCAGCUGAAGAGUCGCUGGAUUGAGUUCUGUCAGUUGCUGAGUGAAAGACUGGCAUGGUUGGAGUACCAAAAUAGCAUCAUUGACUUCUAUUCCCAGCUGCAGCAACUGGAGCAGACAGCAAUUACAGCAGAAAACUGGCUGAAAGCACAACCCACACCAGCAACAGAUCCUGCUACAGUAAAAAUUCAGUUGGAAAAAUGCAAGGAUGAAAUCAUCCGAAUGUCAACUCUUCAGCCCCAAAUUGAACGGCUAAAGGCUCAAAGUCGAGCUCUGAAAGAGAAAGAAGGCAGCCCAGUGUUUCUGGAUGCUGACCUUGCUGCUUUUACCAGCCACUUCAAACAAAUACUUGCUGACAUGCACACCAGAGAAAAGCAACUGCAGACCAUUUUUGACAGUUUGCCUCCUGCACGUUAUAAAGACACAGUGACUACUAUACUUUCAUGGAUCCAGCAGUCAGAAACUAAAGUCUCCGUACCUCCGGUUGCAGUUGCUGAAUAUGAAAUCAUGGAACAGAGACUUUUGGAGCUCAAGGCUCUACAAAGUUGUCUGCAAGAGCAGCAAAAAGGCCUGAACUAUCUCAACACAACCGUUGAAGAUUUGUCUAGGAAAGCCCCUGCAGAAGUCAGCCAGAAAUACCGAUCGGAGGUUGAGUUGAUUGUUGGCCACUGGAAAAAGCUGUCAUCGCAGUUGGUGGAACAUUGCCAGAAACUUGAGGAUCUUAUGACUAAACUCCAACGAUUCCAGAAUGACACAAAAACAUUGAAGAAGUGGAUGGCUGAAGUAGAUGUCUUUCUGAAGGAGGAAUGGCCUGCUCUUGGUGAUUCAGAAGCUCUGGAAAAGCAACUAGAACAGUGUACAGCUUUAGUGAAUGAUAUCCAGACAAUCCAGCCAAGUUUGAACAGUGUUAAUGAGAUUGGGAAGAAAAUGAAGAGGGAAGCAGAGCCAGAAUUUGCUUCCAGAAUAGCAACAGAACUAAAGGAUCUCAAUGCUCAGUGGGAACAUAUUUGCCAACAGGCGCAUGCUAAGAAGGCAGCAUUAAAAGGUGGUUUGGAUAAGACUGUGAGCCUGAGAAAGGAUUUGUCAGAGAUGCAUGAAUGGAUAACACAAGCUGAGGAAGAAUAUCUGGAAAGAGAUUUUGAGUAUAAAACACCCGACGAAUUACAGAAAGCUGUUGAAGAACUGAAGAGAGCAAAGGAAGAGGCCAUGCAGAAAGAAGUGAAAGUGAAGCUUAUUACUGAUUCCGUGAAUAAUUUCAUAGCAAAGGCUCCACCUGCAGCUAACGAGGCUUUGAAAAAGGAGCUUGAUGUUCUAAUUACCAGCUAUCAGAGACUCUGCAGCAGACUGAAUGGAAAGUGCAAAACUUUGGAGGAAGUCUGGGCAUGUUGGCAUGAAUUGUUGUCAUAUUUGGAUGCAGAAAACAAAUGGUUGAAUGAGGUGGAAUUGAAACUCAAGGCAACUGAAAAUAUCCAGGGAGGUGCAGAAGAGAUUUCUGAGUCUUUAGAUUCUUUGGAACGUUUAAUGAGACAUCCAGAAGAUAAUCGCAGUCAGAUUCGGGAAUUAGCUCAGACUUUAACUGAUGGUGGAAUCUUGGAUGAACUGAUCAAUGAGAAACUUGAGAAGUUCAAUACUCGAUGGGAAGAACUGCAGCAGGAGGCUGUGAGAAGGCAAAAGAGUCUUGAACAGAGUAUUCAAUCUGCCCAGGAGACUGACAAAACCCUCCGCUUAAUUCAAGAAUCUCUUGCUGCUAUAGACAAACAGCUGACAGCCUACACUGCAGACAGAGUUGAUGCAGCACAAGUGCCUCAGGAAGCGCAGAAAAUACAAUCUGAAUUAACAAGUCAUGAGGUUAGUUUGGAAGAAAUGAAGAAACGAAACCGAGGCAAAGAAUCUGCAAAAAGAGUCCUUUCCCAAAUUGAUGUGGCACAGAAAAAGCUUCAGGAUGUCUCCGUGAAGUUCCGCUUGUUUCAGAAACCAGCUAAUUUUGAACAGCGUCUACAAGAAUGCAAAAGAAUUUUAGAUGAAGUGAAGUUGCAAGUGCCCAAAUUGGAGACGAAGAGUGUUGAGCAGGAAGUAGUACAGUCGCAUUUGGACCACUGCAUGAAAUUAUAUAAAAGCCUGAGUGAGGUGAAGUCCGAAGUGGAAACAGUGAUAAAAACUGGGAGGCAGAUUGUUCAAAAGCAGCAGACAGAGAACCCAAAGGAACUGGAUGAAAGGCUUACAGCUUUGAAGUUGCAAUAUAAUGAAUUGGGUGCGAAGGUGACAGAAAAAAAGCAAGAGUUAGAGAAAUGCUUGAAGUUGUCCCGGAAGCUACGAAAAGAAAUUAAUUCUCUGACAGAAUGGCUUGCAGCAACAGAUGUGGAAUUGACAAAGAGGUCAGCUGUGCAAGGAAUGCCUAGCAAUUUGGAUGCUGAAAUUGCCUGGGGCAAGGCAACACGGAAAGAGAUUGAGAAACGCCAAGUCCAGCUUAAGAAUGUCAGUGAUUUAGGAGAGAAUUUGAAGACAGUACUGAAGGGAAAGGAAAGUCUAGUGGAAGACAAACUCAGCCUCCUGAACAGUAAUUGGAUAGCAGUAACUUCACGUGCUGAGGAAUGGUUAAAUCUGUUAAUGGAAUAUCAAAAGCACAUGGAGGCUUUUGAUCAGAAAGUAGCUAAUGUCACAACUUGGAUAUAUCGUGCUGAAAUACUGUUGGAUGAAUCUGAUAAGCAAAAGCCCCAGCAAAAAGAGGAAACUCUUAAGCGCUUAAAGGCUGAGCUGAAUGAUAUGCAUCCAAAGGUGGACUCAGUGCGUGACCAAGCAGUAGACUUGAUGACAAACCGUGGCGAUCACUGCAGGAAAGUAAUAGAGCCUAAAAUAUCAGAGCUCAACCAUCGAUUUGCUGCCAUAUCACAAAGAAUUAAGAGUGGAAAGCCCUUCAUUCCUUUGAAGGAAUUGGAGCAAUUUGACUUCGAUAUACAAAAAUUGCUUGAACCACUGGAGGUUGAAAUUCAGCAGGGGGUGAAUCUGAAAGAGGAGGACUUCAAUAAAGAUAUGAGUGAAGAGGAUGAGAGCACAGUGAAAGAAUUGCUGCAAAGGGGCGACACGCUUCAGAAAAGAAUCACAGAUGAGAGACAACGGGAGGAAAUAAAGAUAAAACAGCAGCUGUUGCAGACUAAACAUAAUGCUCUCAAGGACUUAAGGUCUCAAAGAAGAAAAAAGGCUUUAGAGAUUUCUCAUCAAUGGUAUCAGUACAAGAGACAGGCUGAUGACCUAAUGACAUGGCUGGAUGACAUUGAGAAAAAGUUAGCCAGUCUACCAGACCACAAAGAUGAACAGAAGCUAAAGGAGAUUGGUGGAGAGUUGGAGAAGAAGAAGGAAGAUCUGAAUGCGGUGAACAGGCAGGCUGAACGCCUGUCUAAGGAUGGGGCUGCAAAAGCAGUGGAGCCAACCCUGGUACAGCUCAGCAAGCGCUGGCGAGAUUUUGAGAGCAAAUUUGCUCAGUUUCGAAGACUCAACUAUGCACAAAUUCAAACAGUUCACGAAGAUACAACUUUUGUGAUGACUGAAAGUAUGACUGUGGAAACCGCUUACGUGCCUUCUACAUACCUGGCAGAGAUCCUUCAGCUUCUGCAAGCCUUGUCUGAAGUAGAAGAAUGCCUUAAUUCUCCUGUUCUGCAGGCUAAGGACUGUGAGGACCUCUUGAAACAAGAAGAAUGUCUCAAGAACAUUAAAGAUCGCCUGGGGAGACUCCAGGGUCAUAUAGACAUUAUUCACAGCAAGAAGACACCGGCUUUGCAGAGUGCUACACCAAGGGAAACAGCAAAUAUACAGGAAAAGCUGACUCAGCUUAAUUCCCAGUGGGAGAAAGUUAACAAGAUGUACCGGGACCGACAGAUACGCUUUGACAAAUCCAUGGAAAAGUGGCGGCUUUUUCACUGUGAAAUGAAAAGUUUUAAUGAGUGGCUGACUGAAACUGAAGAGAAACUGUCAAGAGCACAGGUAGAGGCUGGAGAUGUGGGUCACGUGAAAACCAAGCAAUUUCUCCAGGAGCUGCAGGAUGGCAUUGGGCGACAGCAAACUGUUGUCAGAACACUGAAUGUAACUGGUGAAGAAAUUAUUGAGCAGUCAUCAGCAGCAGAUGCUAAUGUGCUGAAGGAGCAACUGGCAAAUCUGAAUACCCGGUGGCAUGAGAUCUGCAGACAGCUGGUAGAGAAAGAAAAGAGGAUAGAGGAAGAAAAGAAUAUUUUAUCAGAAUUUCAAGAAGACUUGAACAAGCUGAUUUUAUGGUUAGAGGAAACAGAAAGCGUCGUUGCUAUUCCCCUUGAACCAGGGAAUGAAGAUCAGCUAAGAGACUGCCUCGGCAAAGUAAAGUUAAGAGUUGAAGAGCUGCUGCCACACAAGGGAAUACUGAAACGAUUAAAUGAAACUGGAGGAACAGCACUUGGAAGUGCAUCACUGAACCCAGAAAGAAAACAUAAGCUCGAGAGCACACUGAAGGAGGCUAGCCGUCGCUUGUUAAAGGUGUCCAGAGAUCUACCAGAGAGGCAAAAAGAAAUAGAAAUUCUGCUGAAGGAUUUCAUCGACCUUGAUCAGCAAAUAAAUCAACUGACAUUGUGGAUAACACCUGUCAAAAAUCAGCUAGAGCUUUAUAACCAAGUGGGUCAGCCAGGAGCUUUUGAUAUUAAGGAAACCGAAGCAGCAGUGCAGGCUAAACAGCCGAAUGUGGAAGAGGUUUUGUCUAAAGGGUGUCAUUUGUAUAAGGAAAAACCAGCCACUCAUCCAGUAAAGAAAAAAUUAGAAGACUUGAAUGCGGACUGGAAGGCAAUAAAUCACUUAAUUCUACAACUGAAGGAAAAGCCAACAUUCGGAGAGCCUGUCCUUUCCUCUCCAGGUGUCUUAACUUCUGGUCAAACUGUUGCUGUGGAUACACAAACCAGGGUAACCAAGGAAACCACCAGCUUCACACCAGAAAUGCCAUCUUCUGUGCUUUUGGAGGUUCCAGCCUUAGCUGACUUCAAUAAGGCAUGGGCAGAACUCACUGACUGGCUUUCUCGACUGGAUCGAGAGAUUAAAGCUCAGAGAGUGACAGUAGGAGAUCUUGAUGAUAUCAACGACACGAUCAUCAAACAAAAGGCAAUACUACAAGAUCUGGAGCAAAGACGUCCCCAGCUGGAUGAACUAAUAACUGCAGCACAAAAUCUAAAAAACAAGACGAGCAAUCAAGAAGCCAGAACAAUAAUUACUGACCGCAUUGAAAAAAUACAGAGCCAGUGGGAUGAUGUGCAUGGAUACCUCCAAAGCCGAAUACAACAGCUUCAUGAGAUGCUAAAGGAUUCAACACAGUGGCUGGAAGCUAAACAAGAAGCUGAACAGGUUCUUGAACAAGCAAAAGCAAAGCUUGAGUCGUGGAAAGAAAUUUCCUAUACUGUGGAAGCUCUGAAAAAGCAGAACACUGAGCUUAAGCAAUUUUCAAAAGAGAUACGACAGUGGCAAAUGAAUAUAGAAGUGGUGAAUGACGUGGCACUUAAGCUGCUCCGCGAUUAUUCAGCAGAUGACACCAGAAAAGUAGAACUGAUGACAGAUAACAUUAAUGCAACAUGGGCUACAAUCUGUAAGAGGGUUAGUGAACGUGAAGCUGCACUGGAAUCAGCCCUACUGAUGUUGCAGGAAUUCUACCUGGAUCUUGAAAAGUUCCUCGCAUGGCUUACAGAAGCUGAAACAACUGCUAAUGUCCUGCAGGAUGCUACACGCAAAGAAAAGACACUAGAAGAUCCCCAGAUGGUUCGGGAGCUCAUGAAACAGUGGCAGGAUCUACAGGCAGAAAUUGAUGCACAUACUGACAUCUUCCACAACCUGGAUGAAAAUGGGCAGAAAAUCCUGAGAUCCCUGGAAGGCUCAGAGGAUGCUGUCCUGUUGCAGAGACGUCUGGAUAACAUGAACUUCAGAUGGAGUGAGCUUAGGAAGAAAUCGCUAAACAUUAGAUCUCAUUUGGAAGCCAGUACAGACCAGUGGAAGCGUUUACAUCUCUCUCUUCAGGAACUUUUGGCAUGGCUGCAAUUGAAGGAGGAUGAAUUAAAACAGCAAGCACCCAUUGGUGGAGAUCUUCCCACUGUGCAGAAGCAGAAUGAUGUUCAUAAGACUUUCAAGAGGGAGCUGAAAACAAAAGAACCUGUCAUCAUGAGUGCACUUGAGACUGUGCGACUCUUCCUGGCAGAUCAGCCAGCGGAGGGACUGGAGAAGGUCUAUCCAGAACCAAGAGAGCUAUCACCUGAGGAGAGGGCUCAGAAUGUCACUAAAGUUCUCCGAAGGCAAGCAGAUGAUGUCAGAACUGAGUGGGAUAAGCUAAAUCUACGUUCUGCUGAUUGGCAAAAGAAGAUAGAUGAUGCUCUUGAAAGGCUGCAGGGCCUUCAGGAAGCGAUGGAUGAACUGGACCUGAAACUGCGCCAGGCUGAAGCAUUCAAGGGAUCCUGGCAGCCAGUGGGGGAUCUGCUGAUUGACUCUCUGCAGGAUCACUUAGAAAAAGUCAAGGUUUAUCGAGCAGAAAUGGUGCCCCUUAAAGAGAAAGUGCAUCAAGUCAAUGAGCUGGCUCACCGGUUCGCUCCCCCUGAUAUUCAGCUCUCCCCAUACACUCUCAGCUGUCUGGAGGACCUGAACACAAGGUGGAAAGUGCUACAGGUGGCCAUUGAUGAGCGCAUCAGGCAACUGCAUGAAGCUCACAGGGAUUUUGGCCCUACUUCCCAGCAUUUUCUUACCACUUCUGUCCAAGGCCCCUGGGAGAGGGCAAUCUCGCCAAACAAAGUGCCCUAUUACAUCAACCAUGAGACGCAGACAACCUGCUGGGAUCAUCCUAAGAUGACUGAGCUCUACCAGUCUUUAGCGGACCUGAACAAUGUCAGGUUCUCAGCAUACAGAACUGCCAUGAAGCUCCGCAGGCUGCAGAAAGCUCUCUGCUUGGAUCUCCUGAAUCUGUCUGCUGCAUGCGAUGCCUUGGACCAGCACAACCUCAAGCAAAAUGACCAGCCGAUGGAUAUUCUGCAGAUCAUCAACUGCUUGACCACUAUUUAUGAUCGACUGGAACAGGAGCACAAUAAUCUGGUCAAUGUUCCUCUCUGUGUGGACAUGUGCCUCAACUGGCUGCUGAAUGUCUAUGACACGGGUCGAACAGGAAGGAUCCGUGUCUUAUCUUUCAAAACUGGUGUUGUAUCUCUUUGUAAAGCACACCUGGAAGAUAAGUAUAGAUACCUGUUCAAGCAGGUGGCGAGCUCCACUGGCUUCUGUGACCAGCGCCGGCUGGGACUACUGCUACACGACUCCAUCCAGAUCCCACGACAGCUGGGGGAGGUCGCUUCGUUUGGGGGCAGCAACAUCGAGCCAAGUGUCAGAAGCUGCUUCCAGUUUGCAAAUAACAAGCCCGAGAUCGAAGCAGCCUUGUUCCUGGACUGGAUGAGACUGGAACCACAAUCCAUGGUGUGGCUGCCCGUGCUGCAUAGGGUGGCUGCUGCAGAAACUGCCAAACACCAAGCGAAGUGUAACAUCUGCAAGGAGUGCCCCAUUAUUGGAUUCAGGUACAGAAGCUUAAAGCACUUUAACUAUGACAUCUGCCAAAGUUGCUUCUUCUCUGGCCGUGUUGCAAAAGGUCACAAAAUGCACUAUCCCAUGGUGGAGUACUGCACACCAACAACUUCUGGAGAAGAUGUCCGUGACUUUGCCAAGGUACUAAAAAACAAAUUUCGAACAAAAAGAUAUUUUGCAAAGCACCCACGAAUGGGCUACCUGCCUGUGCAAACUGUCUUGGAGGGAGACAACAUGGAAACUCCUGUUACUCUGAUCAACUUCUGGCCAGUAGAUUCUGCGCCUGCCUCGUCCCCUCAGCUUUCACACGAUGAUACUCAUUCACGCAUUGAACAUUAUGCUAGCAGGCUAGCAGAAAUGGAGAACACCAAUGGUUCUUACCUAAAUGACAGUAUUUCACCUAAUGAGAGCAUCGAUGAUGAACACUUGUUAAUCCAGCACUACUGCCAAAGUCUGAACCAGGAAUCCCCCCUGAGCCAGCCCCGAAGCCCUGCCCAGAUCUUGAUUUCUCUGGAGAGUGAAGAAAGAGGUGAACUGGAGAGAAUUCUUGCAGAUCUGGAAGAAGAAAAUCGAAACUUGCAAGCGGAGUAUGACCGUUUGAAGCAGCAGCAUGAUCACAAAGGAUUGUCUCCACUGCCAUCCCCACCAGAGAUGAUGCCGGUUUCUCCACAAAGUCCCCGCGAUGCUGAACUUAUUGCAGAAGCCAAACUACUCCGCCAGCACAAGGGCCGCCUGGAGGCCAGGAUGCAGAUUCUGGAGGAUCACAACAAACAGCUGGAGUCACAGCUGCACAGGCUGAGGCAGCUGCUGGAGCAGCCACAGGCAGAUGCCAAGGUGAAUGGUACAACACUAUCAUCUCCUUCUACCUCUUUGCAGAGGUCAGACAGCAGUCAGCCAAUGCUUCUUCGUGUAGUUGGCAGCCAGACUUCAGAAACCAUGGGCGAGGACGACCUGCUCAGCCCUCCCCAAGACACAAGCACAGGUUUGGAGGAAGUGAUGGAGCAGCUUAACAACUCCUUCCCCAGUUCCAGAGGUGUUUGGGUUUUGGUUUCCAUUUUUUUGCUGUUACUUUUUUUUAUUUUACCAAUUGCUGUAGAUAAACCUGUCCCGUUUAGAGUGGAGAAGCAACCUGCCCCUCCUUUACCUUAAGGUAUGUCCACAGCUAGAUAAGUGGAUGAAACAGCAUCCUCUCCGACUCUUGUUUCCUUAGCUUUUUAUUCUUCUCCCUUUUGGCUGUGUUCCUUUUCUCACAGCUUCUCUCCUUCAGGCUGUCCCCCUUUCCGAUUUAUGUCAAUACAUCCUACCACGUUUAUCUUCCUGCCUUUUUCCAAGAUGAACAUGCUUCUAAAUAAUAUUAAACUCUAAAUCAGAGUUCUUGACCUUGUAGCACAUAAGUUCAGAGUGACAGAGGAAAAACAAGUGGGUGGUUUGUUUGUGCAGCAGAGGCUGCGUACAGCCACAGCAUUUCUUUCAAUGCCUCUAUUCUACUCAUUCCUGUUGUUUGCUCAAGGUAGACAUUUGUAUUUUUUGGAACUUGUUUUUUUCACCAAGGAGGGAUCUUACCUGAGUCCAGCUGAAAUACAGGAGAGGGGAUGUGCAGGAUGUACCUGUAGCAGUUAAGAAGGCACAGACAUAAUCCUCUUGGCAGAGGGAUGUCUCAAUGUCUAUUGAUACUUGGUUGACUGGGUUUCAAUAGGGACAUAGACUGCCUGCAGGAGCUGUCUUAGAUACCAUUCUUGGCUAACUAGGAAUAGAAAAUAAAGGUUUUUAUUUUAUUAGUGAGGAAUGAAAAGUAAAAGUUCGCGGGUAAAAAUAGCAGAAUAUGCAUACCAGUGGAAAAAAAUGGAAAAUUUUAACAAUAGUUAAUAUUUUAGUUCAGAAAGAUAAGCUGUAACUUCGCAUCUCCAUUCUGUUGUUACAGAAUGUGGUGAUUUAAAUGUGGAGAAUGAAUAUAUUUCCUGAUUUUAUUUCUCUUGUCAGUAACCAUAUUAAAAGUGUAUUAAAAGAGAUUGCAAGAAAUAUAUUCUCUGUGAAGAAACAACGAAGAAAAAGUGGCGAAGUAUUUGCUGGGACAGUCUCCUACUCGGACAGAUGAGAACGAAUCAGAAUUAGUAUGUUUAGAUAACAAUUUAUUUUCACAGAUGGUGCUGAUUCAGAGCUGUUUUCCCACUGCUUAUAAAUGUGAUAUCCUUAUCUUUCUAUCCUUUGCUUGUACAGCAGAAAGACUGCUCCACAAUACUUGGCCUUUGUAGACUCUAUAAGCUCUUCUGUCCCUGAAAUAAUAUAUCACUCAUAUCAAAUUUUCUAAAACACAGCCGCUGUUUGUUCCUGUUUUUCUGCCUGACUAGCAACAGUAAAGGACAAAAUUAUUCUCUAAACGGAGAGAGUCUGACAAAAUCAGAGUUCCUACAAGACAUUUCUCUUGGACCUGACCAAACCAGUUUUGGGCUUUAUAAGAGCCUGUCUCUUCCCCUCUCUUUGGCUACCCAGUAAGAUUAGUUCACGUGGGAGAAAAAGUUGUUCACUUCUUGUGACUUAUUUUACAGUUUGGGCUAAAGAGAUCAGGGAUGCGUUUCAUCGUCUUACUUUGUUCUUUAUUUUUUGAUGCGUUUUGCACUAAUGUUAGGUUUGUAUAGUUGCUUUUUGAUUGAAGAGUAGGGAAGGUAAAACCAUCUGUGGAAAAAAGAAGUUUCUCCCACAGCCAAUGCAAAUGGCUUUCCAGUCACUGAUAUAUAAGGCUAGUGAAAUUGUCAAUUUUGCUGAGACUUCAUGCAUACUUCGGUAAUGGAGUUUUCUUCUGCUUCAUUUUAAUGAUUAACUGAUAUUUUCAGUUGAAUAUCGUGAUACUGCAUAAACGGACCUUACAUCAACAUAUACUUUGCCACAGCCAGGAUUAGAAUGUAAUCUAAGAUGGUGCCAUCCACGUGCAGGCAGCUUCCACAGGUUUCUGGGAUGCUACUUGUAAUUUACAAGACUGUAGAUGGGGGAAAAGGAAGCAGAGCUGAUUCGUUUCAGCAGAACUCUGAAUUGAAGGCCAUCUUGCUGUUGAGACGUGCAAAUCUGUAUCUCUCUAUCACUGUAUCUAUAGUGUCAGAGCAGCAUAAGAUAAGGAUUCAGAAGUGGUGGAAGUGUUAUUUCUUUACACGACAGGCAGCAUAAAAUCUCGAGCCACUUGCAGAUUUUCAAUAAACAAAACAAUAAACUCAAACAAGCAACAACAGGCACAAAUCUAUCAAGAUUUUCUUACGUUAAUUCUUUUAUUUUUUUAAGUAGACUUAAAAAAUUGUCUGUCGCAAGAAACACAGUCAUCGUAGCUUGGCUGUCAGAGUGCUUUCUGACACAGUAGCUCAUGAGAUAUUAUUUAAAACUUGAAUUCAAACUACGUGGAUUAAAUGCAACCACUCAGAAUGCAUACCAUCUCUAAGAGUUCAGAAUAGCAGGAUGAUAGAUUAAAUGUGCAAAGUUGACUAGGAUUUGAAAUAACUUUGGUUUUUUUUCUAUACUAAUGUUGUAGGAAGAGCAUUCUGCUGUGGUAUUAAUAGAUUAUGCAAUUUCAGAGGAGCUACAAAUGACAUAACGCACACAGCAAAAUCUUAGUUUGAAAGAGAAGAGAAUAAAAAAAUGAAAUCCAUCCUUCCAAAUAACCUGAAAUUGGAAUAAAUGGAGGAAAUCUGGGGUUGUAUUAAAAGCCUGGGAAAUUACUGUCAAUACAUUAAACAGGAUAUUGCUUCAGGAAGCUUUUAUUUUGGCCUUCUGAAACAAAGCAAUAAAUUAUAUGGUAUUGGUUAAUUUUUAGUCACCUGGAGACAGAUUUGUUUUGAUUAUCGUAUUUACCAAAUCUUGGCUAUAUAUUGGUGCGCUGAAAGAGACAUCAAGGUUUCGUGGCGUUUGUUUUGAAUGUAUUUUAGAAAACCAUGCACUAAACAAAUUAUGUCACAGAUCUUCAUGAGCAGAUUUCAGAUGAAGUAGCUUGUAUUCCUUUGUACCUUUUAUAGGUGUUCAGUUUCUUCGGUUUAACCUUUGGGCAGUUGUUAGCGUUUCCUAAGUAGCGCAGGACCUCUGUGCUCUUCGCACAGCUGAAAGCUUUGUAAGUGCUGAAAGCCAUUUGAUUUCUGUGGAGGAAAAUGUUGCUGAAUACCUGAUGAUUGCUAUCCCUAAGUAGUUUUUCUUUACUUGAAGCCUAUGAGAUUUCCCAUCCAUUGCUGCUUUACUUUGCUGCUCCCAGCAAAUUCACAACUGCUGCAGCUGCUCUAGACAGCUGCUGUGCUAACUCAUAACAGAUGUCAAAGUCAGAGGGCUGACAUUUAGUGGAAAUAUACUAUUAAAUACCACCUCAGUGGUUUAGUUGACCCUGCUAGAUAGUAGGCCACAGAGGAAAACAUUUUCACACUGUGUUUGUGCCCUGAAUCUCCUGGGAAUUCUUUUGUAAUUAGAAAGUAAGAUUGGCAGGGUAGUAUUUUUAAAGCCAAAUUCAUUUCUCCUUCAACACUGAGGACAAAGAGUUUGCAUUAUUGCAGGUGGAUCUCACAGUGGAGCAGACUAUUUCGUAGUUACAGUUUUGUGGCAAAUGGUAUCUGUGAGUGAAACUCAGAAGUGAAUUUCAGGACAGUUCUUGAGUUACUGAACUCAGUAUGAGUUCCCCACAAUGUCAGUGCAGAGCUGUGCUUGUGGAAGUAGGAGCAAUGAUGUGGUUAGAAAUGAGACUGUGGUGGCUUCAAAGAGCUAUGAGGCUGUGGCAUUACUUGGACACCUCUAGAGAGGGAUCAGCACUCACCAUAAUUAUUUAACACAGUACUGCCUAAUACAGAUGUUUUUUUGUGCAGUGACAUUACAAGAUCCCACAACAUUAAAUAAAUGGCACUAAGAAUAGCAGAAGUUCUGCUUUACUUUUAUCUCAUUCACAUAGAAGCAUACCAGACACAUUCUUUUCUUGCAUCACCCAGCUUCUAUGAAUGGGAUAAUGUUGUAAGUGGGACUAGCAGCUUUGAUCACUGCAAAUAACAGAAUUUUUCUCAUUCUGGCAGCUAAACACCUCAUGACUCAGACUUUUCACAAUGUACUGAAUCAUAAGAAUACGCUGGAGUAAUUACACUGUAGGGAAUUCUGGAAAUACUCUUCCAGUUGAGCUAGCUUGGCUCCUUCUGGUGUGUAUUCCCCCCCUCCGUGCUGUGGUCCUGCAUAGCACAUCACUUGGCCCAGGUGACUGAGAUUCCUUACGGUUCUUUUGGGGCAGUGUGCUGUAGUGCGUAGCAGCUGAGCUGCUCUGCAGAGUUCUGCAGUAGUGAUAUGGAGGGCUAGAUCCUUUCUGACACUGAGUACUCAGUCCUGAUGUAAACUAAGAGUACAUUAAUAAAAGUCACAACACUUCAAUCCACUUCUAUUUUAAGAAAAAAGUACUGUUUGCAGAUCUCUCUAAAGCCUGCCCCUCUCCUGCAUUCUGUGGAAGAGAAGCAAUUCAGUGGGUGCUUUGUGCUCUGUGCUUUAAUCUAAAACUGCAUAGAUGCAUGAGGUUGCUGAGCCUUUUUCUGCUCCUUGUAAAACACUCGCAAACUUAUCAUAUUCUUUCCCUCCCUUUCUACUGCAGGUCAUGACACCUUCCAAAACUUGACAGCAAUUAGGUCUCUGUUAUGCUGACCAGUGUCUUCUGUGUCACAUAGCUUUCUCUCCCCCUGCUGUCUCAUAACACUCACAAUUACAUUACUUACAGCAGCUCUGGGGCAAAGAUCAUUCUCUUUCUUAAACAGUAUCUGCCUUCGAGGCUCUUAGAGGCCUAAGACUCAUGGUCUGGCAGUACCAGUGCUUCAGGAGUGUACCAGUUGCAAUGGAAUAUGGCUUCUGGAGAUGGCGAGUAUUUAUUGUCACUGGACAUAGAAUGGGUACAGGGGGAAGUGUUUCAGCAGUUGAUUUGCACCCAGCUUUCUUUUUUUUAAAGCAAAAUACACCACAAGUGUUUGAGAAGAGUCUGUUGGAUCAAAGUGUGGCUUCUAGGAAGGUUCAUAAGGGACAUCUUUUCAGCUGAAGUCAUUACUGACUGCUCGGUUUUGUUGUUGCAACUUAAAAGUGUUGAGAAACUUUCCUUUUUUUUCCCUUUUGCUUCAUUUUUCUCCUCCUUUGUGCCUUUGCUCUAUCAUUGUUAAAUGCAUGCGGGUCGACUUGUUGGAAAUACCUUCUUGAGUACAUUUAUCCUGAAUGUGAGAAUAGUAAUAUUCUGUCUAAUGGUUUUAGGUGUAAAAUGUAUGUGAGUACACCUAUGUGUAUAUAUGAGUGAAUACAUGGGUACAUACAUAUGUAGGCAAUAAUAAAAUAUGUUUAGAUAAAAUAAUUUUGAAGUUGGAUAAACAAGGUUUUACCACCAGUGCUAAUUAGAAGAAGUACACAAAUUGACAAAAUGUGCAUGCCCAGAAUAUGAAUCAGAUUUUCUCUUUCAUCCUUAUCCUCAGCUGAAAGGGCUGUGUGUUGGUUUUAGUGGUUUUCUCAAGUGUUUUUGCUAAGUUAAAACCAAACAGCAGAUUACAGAACUGUUCUUGAAUAAAUCAGCUCAGAAUUGUCAGUGGAAUUCAAUGUACUUUCAGUCUUUGUUUAAAGCACAAAUAGUUACUUUAUAUUAAGUUCCUAAAUGGAAACUGAAGUGUCUUUUACGGUAUGAAGAAUAUAUUCAUGUUGUGCUGUUGUUGUUUUUUUCCUUUCUGAUAUUUCUUCCACUUCCUUUCUCUGGUC